ACUGAGAAGUCACGGGACGAAACUAAAAUCCCUCUUCAGAUCUAGAAUCAGCUACCCUGAACACAUAUAGCAGGAAGUCCAGCGGAAGGAGAACCAUGGAUCACUACAGGAAACGUGCAGCUGUCACUCUGGCCGCGCUGUCUGUGCUUUUGCACGGCCUCCACUCCUUUCCUGAUGGAGAGUUUACAGUGCAGGGUUGCCCAGAAUGCAAGUUAAAGGAAAACAAAUACUUCUCCAGGCUGGGUGCCCCAGUUUACCAGUGCAUGGGCUGCUGCUUCUCCAGAGCAUACCCCACACCAGCAAGGUCCAAGAAGACAAUGUUGGUUCCAAAAAACAUCACCUCUGAGGCUACAUGCUGUGUGGCCAAAGCAUUUACCAAGGCCACAGUAAUGGGCAAUGCCAAGGUGGAGAACCACACGGACUGCCACUGCAGCACUUGCUACUACCACAAAUCCUGAGCGCUCCACAGAGUGCCUUGAUGGCUGUGGAGCUCCUGGAAUGGGGAAUUGAGUUGUUCCAUGUUUAUGACCCUGAGAGAGAAAGCCCUUCUUUUCUUUACUAUACCAUUUGACAUGCUUCAGAGACACACUGCAGCUUUAUUGCCUUUUUCUUUAUCCUACAGUAUAAUCAGCAGUCUAGCAUUUUUUAUUUGGAAUGAAAUAUAGCAUUUAGCUGGUUCCACUGCAAAUAAAGCCUUUUACAUCAUCA
Molecule: messenger RNA, 708 nt
Organism: Nycticebus coucang (slow loris)
Lineage: Eukaryota; Metazoa; Chordata; Mammalia; Primates; Lorisidae
Gene: CGA
Product: glycoprotein hormones, alpha polypeptide
Exons: 4
Coding region: 96-458 (120 amino acids)
Biological process (GO): thyroid hormone generation; positive regulation of steroid biosynthetic process
Cellular component (GO): extracellular region; follicle-stimulating hormone complex
Molecular function (GO): follicle-stimulating hormone activity
Source: RefSeq, a predicted model, not a curated record